ACUGUGAACAUCAGAAUCAUUCCAUGUGAGUUUGUUAAAUUCUAUCGAAUGGUAGGAAUUAAGAUUGAAUUUAGAUUUGUUGAUAAGUUGUAUUAUAAGUAGCAAUAACAAUGGUUACGUUUGAUGUUAUACGCUAACAACAAUACAAAUCACUCAGAGCAAAUGAUUUCAACCAGUUUCUAUUACAUAUUUGGGAGAGAUUCUUAUAGAUUCCCAUUUUUGAUGCCUCAUUCUUCCUGAGUAUGUUGAAGCUGAGAGAUAUGAAUGAAAUGGAUGUUAAAUAUUCGAUAGGAUAUUACUUUUCAGCAGUCUGUCCACAAACAUGUUCGUAAUGAACUUGGUAUUGUUUGCUUGUAUCUUCACACUGUUGUUCAGAACUGCAAUUCAUCAGUUUCUUGUUGGCAUAUUUGCAUCCAUUGCGAACUACGUCGGUGUUGCCUUAAGUCACAAGCUUUAUUCGCAUAGACGGAUUGUGCCUAGCAACAGACGAAACGCGCUUCCUGGGUUCCACAACUAGCCACUAUACAUCUUUGCUUACAAAAUCAUGUUCAUAUUCAUCUCGAACGACUCGCCACACACUCUACUCACUGCCUUCAGUGCUCUCCACAGUGCAACAAAAUCUUUCCUGAAAAUCAUCGGAAAGAAUAACGGAGAAGAGUAGUGAAUAUUCACUGCAAAUUUCGAGCGAUGCGAUAAGCAUUUAGCCUCACCAUAUAAAGACAGGUCGAAAACUUUUCUUGAUAAGAAUGCCACAUGAGAAGAUGAAGAAUAAGAAAAUUCAACGUUAGAAUUGGUGAUUGUGGAAGGUGAAUUUCCAAAGGUGAAUUAUCCACAAAUCUCCAUUGCAGAUAGUUCAAAGAUGAUGAAAUUCGAAUUUGAUGAUAUGUCAAAUGAAACCAGUCAGAAUAAUUCUAUUUGCAUCUUUACUCAGUGUACAAAUCCAGUUGUUCUCAGUGGUCUCAUAUUAACAUUUAUCGGAUUAGUUCUUGGAUUAAUAAUAAUAUUUAUUAAAAAUCUACAUACUAAAUCCACAAUGAACACAAUCGUCAUCGUGAUAACGAUGAUCUUUAUAAUUGUCGGUGUUGUAUUACUUAUGUCAGUUGGAAAAUGGUACGAACAAAUUAUUUCUGUAUCUAUAGCUACCGCGCUCUUCAUCAUGGCCGUUUUACUGGAUAUAAAGCUACAAAGUUCAAAAAUGAAAUGGAUGAUAAUCUUGUUCACAUUGUGUUGUGUAUUUGCUGUAACUGGGUUGAUUUUCUUUGUUUUCGGGGUGAUAUUUGAUAUUAAAAGUUUACUAAUUGCAACCUUGGUUUGUUGGUGCGGUGAAAUGUUAAUUGUAAGUUCCGAAUAAAUAAGCGAAUUCCAGUACAAAUAACCGUUCAUUGAUUAUUAUGCAUUCAAAGAUAUCGUUCUGUUUAAAUUAGAACUUUGAAGCAUUAGUGUCUACUAUUCACAACAUUCACAACCAUUCAUCACGAAACAUUUCGAAGCAAACACAACGAGAUACCAAGCUGAAUCGCUGAAAGAGAGGCGUUGAGUUGUUGAACGGCUCAAUCUAUAUGAUGCUUUGUUAUAAAAACGAUCAUCUGUCAAUAUUUGACGGGUCAAAAUACAAGGCACUUACUGUUUAUUUGUUAUGUAUGAGUGUUCAGAAAUUACUAAAUGUGUAACUCUAAGUCAUCAAAUGCAUAAUAUUUCACUGAUACACAUAUUGAUAUGGAUGCAUCGAUAAUGAAGUAUUGAUCUACACUUUCAUAAUUACAGGUGGUUACCUGCACAAAAUAUUAUCUGGACAGCUAUCGCAAAUCACGACAGUUUUCCACACUGUACUGUGUUUUCCUAUUGAUGUAUGAAUACAUCGUACUUGUCAUCAGUUUAAAAUUCUCUUUGAAUUCAGUCAUCGAUUGUAAUUGGAAUAACAAGACAAUGAUUAGACACGAUGAACAGAUCCUUUUCCAUUGAAUGUUUUAAUCAGUUCACAGAUAUUUAGGUGGAAUAUUUUGAAGAUUAUUGCAAACUGCUUUGUUAUUCAUAAUAGACGUUCUAUUAAAUAGACAUUUGUUUGUUGAAUUAGAUGUUUGGAUUGAAAAUAUUCGCUUAAAAUGCAAACAGACUUUACAGAAAAAUGCAUAUUUAUACAGUUAGGACUACCAUGAAUAUUGACACGUGAAAUAAAUAUUGAUGAAUAAGAAAAAGACACCAUUUCACUUUCAAGGAUAGAAUUAGACUUAACGGGACAAUUUUUAAGAUAUUUUUAUGAAUAUCUCAACACCUCCCUUUAGUUAAGUUAAAAGUGACGUAUCCAAAGGUUUACUUGACAUUUCUUUGGUUAUCUUCGCCUGCGAUCCGGCCGCCAUAGUAACCACCCAGAAACAGAGGGAUGUUCUACCAGAGUAGGUGACUUAGUUUUCUCUGUUUUAAGUAUUGUGGAAGUUGAAAAGUAUCCAACAGCAAGUCGAGUGGGACGCGUUUAAUAAUUGCUUCUUUCUCACUAGCUUCCCUUGGCCUUAGUUGAUUCUGGUGCCUGGUACAGAUAUCUUUGUUCACCUCGACAUCAUAUAUGGCGUCCCCAUGUUUCUUUGUGACUUCAACGUCUACCCAUCUAUCACAUCCGUGUCUAUAGUCCCGUGCAUACACUUUCGCACCAACUACUUAAGGAAUUCUCGUAAUCUGUAUCUGGGGGCUUUGCUGGGCCACUUGUUCGGGUGUCAUCACACCGCGAACUGUUCGUAGCUUUCGCCCCAUAGGCAUCUCAGCAGGGGACUGGAAGUUUGGCAAUAAGUCAUUUGAGGUUGUCCGGUACACAACUAGAAAUCGUUCUAUGAUAUCUCCUGCGGUCCCCUCCACUCGCGCUUUAAGCAUGGCUCGUUUAGACGUAUCAACGAACCUUUCAGCUUGUUCAUUAGAUUGCGGAUGAUAUGGCGUAAAACAGACAUGGAUGAUCGAGGUUUGCGGGCGAAAUUCUCAGAAUUGGCUAGAUGUGAACUGUGAACCACUGUCUAUUAUUAUUGUUUCUGAAAGACCAUGCUGAGUGAAGAUCUGAUUAAGGAGUUUGAUGGUUCGAGUUGUAGCGGGUAGCGCAAUUGGCAAUAGCCAUUUGGGGUAGGAGUCAACCAGUAUCACAUAUGUGGUACCAUAUAGGGUUCCGGUGAAGUCAAUAUGUACUCGCGACCAGGGAUUUUCUGACUUUGGCCAGGGUACUGCAGGCACGUUAGGGGGAUUUUUCGCAGCUGUGUGACAAUGCGAACAUCUUGUGACGAAGUUGAAAAUCCGCUUGUCCAUGUUCGGCCAAUAUGCAUAGCUGCGUGCGACGGAUUUCAUACGGUUUAUCCCUGGGUGUCCAUGGUGAAAUUGACGUAGGAACUUGGAGCGUAGGGUUGUUGGAAUUACUACGAGUUCACCUAACAUCAAACAAUCGUUAACAACACAGAGGGCUCUGGACGAUUCGCUAGUUGUUGCAUACCACUACUCAGCUGUUUAACUGGUCAUGUCCUCUGAAUAUAAGUGAUGGCUUCUUUGAAAAUCGGGUCCUCUCUGGUAGCUUCCCGAACAUCUUUUAGCGGUAACAGGCAUUGCUCAAAAGGCAUUUGCUAAUUUGGUAGCACCGGAAUCCUCUCCCGUCUAUAUCAUGCUAAUGGUUACCAGAGGGUAGCCGGGUACACUGAAAAAGUCCUCGGUGAGUGUUGAUUGUCAAAAUCUCUCUCGAUUCCAGAGUGACUGGAAUUUGAAGGUAAGCAUCCGCCAGAUCGAGCUUAGCAAAGUAGACACCACCAUUCAAAAUAGUAAAUAAGUCACCUGAGAUUGGCAGCAGAUAGUGAUGCUGUUGUGGAACCGCGAUGAGUCCUAAGGAAAAGUCUGCACAGAUGCAUACGGAACCAAUGAGUUUUUUACAGCCACAAUUGGUGCAGCCCACGAUGAAUAAGAAACAGGUGCUAAAACACCCUCAGUUUCUAAACGUUGAAGUUCAGCGUCAACCAGUGGUAGAGAUGCGUAUGGAACUGGACGUUUUUGGCGACAAACUGACAUGGCUUCUAGCUGCAGUCUUAAAACAGCUUUCGUUGUGGAACAAAGUCCGAAACAAGGUUGGAAGAGUUCAGCGAAUCGUUUUUGAAGGUCUGCAGAAUGCUGUUGUGUAGAGGCAGUAGUUUGUACUUGAUUGCAGAUAGCGCUAAUGAGAAUAUCAGCGAGACCAAGUUCUUCGAACCAAUCUAAACUUAGAAGGUUGAGCGGAGAAUUGGUGAUGUAGCACUGUGGAAUCCAAACUACGGUUUGGACUGCAGAAUAGCCGUACAGGUAGGUUAGACACGCGCUCUUGCCCUUCAAAAUCAAAACAAGUAAUCCGGUAAAUGACGACUCUAUAAUUCAUCACAAAUUUAAAUGUACAUCGUGACCUAAACAAAUAUUACCACUCGGCUAUUCAACCAAUAAUUGUUCAGUCAAUCAAAUCUAAAUUGCAAUAAAUAAGGACGUUGGUAAAAGAUGCGGGAAAAACUACCAGUCACAACAAAUAAACGCUAUUCCAUCCUGACAGGAAAGAACGCGCACAAAAAGAGGAGCAAAUCAAUAUGGAUGCCGCCAAGAACAAGUAUCAAGUAAAACAACAUAGAUGCAGUUCGGGAAGAAACACAAAAACCUAGUGAAGGCGCAAGAAAAAUAAAAACUAUGAUAAAAAAUACAAAUAUUAACAACCCAAUUGUAAUCAAAAGACUAAUAAUGUAGAACUAAGGGAAUCGACAGGAACAAUGUGCAAGUGUAUACAUGGAGUGAUUUUCACACACACACAAAACAUUCAAAACAGGUCUUACAGCACUCACCAUUGAAGGUUGUACCUCUGAAUGAAAUGCAGCAAUAGGGUUCAUCAUGAAGUUG
Molecule: messenger RNA, 4869 nt
Organism: Schistosoma guineensis
Lineage: Eukaryota; Metazoa; Platyhelminthes; Trematoda; Strigeidida; Schistosomatidae
Source: the annotation of a GenBank genome assembly